Molecule: messenger RNA, 836 nt
Organism: Pseudophryne corroboree (corroboree frog)
Lineage: Eukaryota; Metazoa; Chordata; Amphibia; Anura; Myobatrachidae
Gene: RBBP9
Product: RB binding protein 9, serine hydrolase
Exons: 5
Coding region: 107-685 (192 amino acids)
Molecular function (GO): hydrolase activity
Source: RefSeq, a predicted model, not a curated record
GUGUUUCAAAAAUCACUCUGGCACAGGCUAAAACUACAAUUCCCAUGAUGCACUUUCCUCCUGCCCAGCAUUUCCUGCAGUGCACAUGAAGCUGUAAAGAGCAGCAAUGUCUGAGACUGUGGCAUUGUCAGUGCCUGUGAAAGCUGUUAUAGUACCAGGUAAUGGAGGAGGGAAUGUGGAUUCUUGUAUCUGGUAUGGAUGGACAAAAAGGAGACUAGACAAGAUUCCAAAUUUCCAGUGCUUGCUACGAGACAUGCCUGAUCCAUUUACAGCAAGAGAAUCAAUAUGGCUUCCAUUCAUGGAAUCAGAACUACAGUGUGACAGCAACACUAUAAUCAUUGGACACAGCUCUGGAGCAGCCGCAGCUAUGAGGUUUUCCGAAACGCAUCAAGUGUUUGCAAUAAUUCUGGUGGCAGCGUACACCUCUGACUUGGGUGAUGAAAAUGAGAGAGAAAGUGGAUAUUUUAAUCGUCCUUGGCAAUGGGAGAAGAUAAAAUCCAACUGUCGUCAUAUCAUUCAGUUUGGUUCCACGGAUGACCCAUUCCUGCCAUGGAGCGAGCAGCAAGAAGUGGCUGAUAAUCUGAGUGCAGAGCUGCACAAAUACACUGACCGGGGCCACUUCCAGAAUACAGAGUUCAAAGACCUGCUAAAUGCAGUGAAGAAACUGCUUCCCAAUUCUGCAUAAACUUAAUUUAACUACUUAUAGGGAAUAAUGCAGACGCCAUUGCUGAAUCCAUUAUUAAUGGGUUUUAUAGAACAUGAAAUGUCCCUGCCAUGUUUCUCGUUUGAUAUUGGAUUGUUUUUCUUCGUAAAUAAAUUCUGCCUUUAAAUACUGA